AAGUUGGGAUCUCUGUUAUGGCCUGGAGGAACACAACAUUCUGUCCUGUGGCGUGUGGCCCUCACAGCCACUAUAACGCCUGUGCCAGCGGCUGCCCUAAGACCUGCUCCAGCCAGGAUGCUACAGGGUCUUGUGGGAUAUGUGAGGAGCGCUGUGAGUGUGACGAUGGCUUCAUGCUCAGCGGAGGAGCAUGCGUAUUAGCUGAAGACUGUGGAUGUUGGGCUAAUGGACAGCAUUAUUUGAUCAGAGAGACAUUUAUGGAGGGUGAAUGUGAGCAACAGUGCCAGUGUUUGGGCAAUGGGAAUAUUCAAUGUUCACCGACAUCCUGCAAAGCUGAUGAAGUAUGCAUGGUUAAGGACGGAGUCUUGGGUUGCUUUCCAUCCAGCCCGGUGACCUGCAGAGUCUACGGUGACCCCCAUUACAUCACUUUCGAUGGCAAGGCCUACUCCUUCUGGGGCACCUGCAACUACACCAUAGCAAAAACCUGCGGGGUUACUGAAACCCAGUUCACAAUAACGGCACGAAAUGAGGGACAGAACAACUCUGCAACUUCCUCUCUUAACUCUGUAGCUCUUGACAUGAAAGGCCUACAUAUUGUCAUCGGAAAGAACAAGCAGGUUUAUGCAAACGGUGGUCAGGUUCGCCUCCCUGCGGAGUUUGGUUCCUCUGUGUCUGUGUUUCAGUCGGGACCCUACGCUCAGGUUAAUACAAACUUCGGUCUGAGGCUGCUGUUUGGAAACGCCAGGCUGUUCGUCCAGGUGGAUGAACGCUACAGAGGAGUAUUGUGCGGCCUGUGCGGUACCUACUCCGGGAGUCAGUUUGACGACUUUCUGACACCCGACGGCAACACAGUAGCGAAUCCGCACGAGUUCGCCAGCAGCUGGAAUACCGACGACGGCGAUUGGCCUUGCAGUAAUGGCUCUCCAGACCCCCCUGAGUGUCUUCCAGACCUGGAGGACGAUGCAUAUACAAAGUGCAGUGAACUGUUUGAAGAUGCUUUCAAAGCGUGCCACUGGUUUGUUCCACCACAGAUUUAUGUCAGCAGCUGUGUUUCUGAUUACUGUAUUUCCAAGGGUGACAAAGCUCAGCUCUGCACCUCUUUGGAGGACUAUGUGUCUGCUUGUGAAAUAGCUGAGGUGUUUCUGCCAGACUGGAGGAAUCACACCUUGUGUUUUGCCGAUCCACUGCCAACAGAUGACCCCACACCAACUCCAUCUGCAGCAAGUUGCCCAUGGAGCUGUAACUUUGACCAGGAUGAAUGUGACUGGGAACAACUUAUCCAAGACAGUUUUGAUUGGACCAGAUGGUCAGGGUCAACGCCAUCAAACUUCACUGGGCCAGCCGGUGACCACACCACAGGAAGUGGCUAUUACAUGUAUAUUGAGGGGGAUAGUGUGUUUUAUGGCGACUCAGCCCGAAUAAUGAGCCCCGUCUGCCACACUUCUGGCAAGCAGUGUUUGAGCUUCUGGUUUCACAUGUAUGGCCUGGCAAAUGCUAUGUUACUCAACCUCUACAUAGUUGAGAACAAUCAUGCCUUAAAAAUAUGGUCUAGAACUAACAACCAGGGCAACAGAUGGUACCAAGGCCAGGUUGAAAUCAAACCACAACAGCCAUUCCAGAUCAUCAUUGAAGGCAUCAGGGGCUCAAAUCCUCUCUCAGAUGUAUCCAUAGAUGAUGUGUCCAUAAUGCAUGGUGCAUGUGACCAUUUGUCUGCAGAAGAUUUGGACUUGACCACUCUGGUACCCCAUCCAUCUACUCCAAACUUAAAGGACCCCCAUCCAAAUUGCAGGAUGAACUGCGAUUUUGAAAGUGACAUCUGCAGUUGGACUCAAAUGGUGACUGAUGUUUUUGAUUGGACAAGACACAAAGGCUCCACCCCCACAUCAAUGACUGGUCCCUCCUCUGACCACACAACAGGAAGUGGGUUUUAUAUGUACAUUGAGGGUGACAGUGCUGUCCAUGGCGAUACGGCCCGUCUACUCAGUGCAGAAUGUGCUGACCCUCAACCUCAAUGUCUUCAGUUCUGGUAUCACAUUUAUGGCUCCAGCUGGACCAUGGGACUGAGCGUCUUCCUGCGGCAAUAUGGCAAUGUGGCAAAAGAGGUGUGGAGAAUGAGAGAAGACCAAGGAAACAUGUGGCAUCUUGCACGGGUGGACCUGAGACCAGAUGUUAAGUUCCAGGUGAUCUUUGAGGGGCGUAGAGGAAGCUCAGCCCGGUCAGAUGUUGCCAUUGAUGACGUCUCACUGCACAGAGGAGCCUGUAUCGAUUUACCAAUCCAGGUGGCUCCACCUUCAGUCCCAUUGCCACCAGCUGCACCAAUCCAACGUAGAGAAAUUCCAAACGCUUCAGCUUCUUGUGGCAUCAACUGUGAUUUUGAAAGAGACAUUUGCACUUGGACUCAGUUGGCGACUGAUGUUUUUGAUUGGACAAGACACAGAGGCUCCACCCCCACAUCAAUGACUGGUCCCUCCUCUGACCACACAACAGGAAGUGGGUUUUAUAUGUACAUUGAGGGUGACAGUGCUCUCCAUGGCGACACGGCCCGUCUCCUCAGUGCAGAAUGUGCUGAUCCUCAACCUCAGUGUCUUCAGUUCUGGUACCACAUGUAUGGCUCCAGCUGGACCAUGGUACUGAGCGUCUACAAGCUGCAAUAUGGCAAUGUGGCCAAAGAGGUGUGGAGAAUGAAAGAAGACCAAGGAAACAUGUGGCAUCUUGCACGGGUGGACCUGAGACCAGAUGUCAAGUUCCAGGUGAUCUUUGAGGGGCGUAGAGGAAGCUCAGCCCGGUCAGAUGUUGCCAUUGAUGACAUCUUACUGCACAGAGGAGCCUGUAGCGAUUUACCAAACAAGGUGGCUCCACCUUCAGUCCCAUUGCCAAAACCUGUACCCAUCCAACGUAGAGAAAUUCCAAAUGCUUCAGAUUCUUGUAGCAUCAACUGUGAUUUUGAAAGAGACAUUUGUGCUUGGACUCAGUUGGCGACCGAUGUUUUUGAUUGGACAAGACACAGAGGCUCCACCCCCACAUCAAUGACUGGUCCCUCCUCUGACCACACAACAGGAAGGGGGUUUUAUAUGUACAUUGAGGGUGACAGUGCUGUCCAUGGCGACACGGCCCGUCUCCUCAGUGAAGAAUGUGCUGACCCUCAACCUCAGUGUCUUCAGUUCUGGUACCACAUGUAUGGCUCCAGCUGGACCAUGGGACUGAGCAUCUACCUGCUGCAAUAUGGCAAUGUGGCCAAAGAGGUGUGGAGAAUGAGAGAAGACCAAGGAAACAUGUGGCAUCUUGCACGGGUGGACCUGAGACCAGAUGUCAAGUUCCAGGUGAUCUUUGAGGGGCGUAGAGGAAGCUCAGCCCGGUCAGAUGUUGCCAUUGAUGACGUCUCACUGCACAGAGGAUCCUGUAGUGAUUUACCAAACAAAGUGGCACCACCUUCAGUCCUAUUGCCAAAACCUGUACCCAUCCAACGUAGAGAAAUUCCAAAUGUUUCAGAUUCUUGUAGCAUCAACUGUGAUUUUGAAAGAGACAUUUGUGCUUGGACUCAGUUGGCGACCGAUGUUUUUGAUUGGACAAGACACAGAGGCUCCACCCCCACAUCAAUGACUGGUCCCUCCUCUGACCACACAACAGGAAGUGGGUUUUAUAUGUACAUUGAGGGUGACAGUGCUGUCCAUGGCGACACGGCCCGUCUCCUCAGCGAAGAAUGUGCUGACCCUCAACCUCAGUGUCUUCAGUUCUGGUACCACAUGUAUGGCUCCAGCUGGACCAUGGGACUGAGCGUCUACCUGCUGCAAUAUGGCAAUGUGGCCAAAGAGGUGUGGAGAAUGAGAGAAGACCAAGGAAACAUGUGGCAUCGUGCACGGGUGGACCUGAGACCAGAUGUUAAGUUCCAGGUGAUCUUUGAGGGGCGUAGAGGAAGCUCAGACCGGUCAGAUGUUGCCAUUGAUGACGUCUCACUGCACAGAGGAGCCUGUAGCGAUUUACCAAACCAGGUAGCUCCAUCUUCAGUUCCAUUGCCACCAGCUGCAACAAUGCCACAACCUGCACCCAUCCAAACUGCAGAAAUACCAAAUACUUCAGCUUCUUGUGGCAUCAACUGUGAUUUUGAAAGAGACAUUUGUACUUGGACUCAGUUGGCGACAGAUGUUUUUGAUUGGACAAGAAACAGAGGCUCCACCCCCACAUCAAUGACUGGUCCCUCCUCUGACCACACAACAGGAAGUGGGUUUUACAUGUACGUUGAAGGUGACAGUGCUGUCCAUGGUGACACGGCCCGUCUCCUCAGUGCAGAAUGUGCUGAUCCUCAACCUCAGUGUCUUCAGUUCUGGUACCACAUGUAUGGCUCCAGCUGGACCAUGGGACUGAGCAUCUACCUGCUGCAAUAUGGCAAUGUGGCCAAAGAGGUGUGGAGAAUGAGAGAAGACCAAGGAAACAUGUGGCAUCUUGCACGGGUGGACCUGAGACCAGAUGUCAAGUUCCAGGUGAUCUUUGAGGGGCGUAGAGGAAGCUCAGCCCGGUCAGAUGUUGCCAUUGAUGACGUCUCACUGCACAGAGGAGCCUGUAGCGAUUUACCAAACAAAGUGGCACCACCUUCAGUCCUAUUGCCAAAACCUGUACCCAUCCAACGUAGAGAAAUUCCAAAUGUUUCAGAUUCUUGUAGCAUCAACUGUGAUUUUGAAAGAGACAUUUGUGCUUGGACUCAGUUGGCGACCGAUGUUUUUGAUUGGACAAGACACAGAGGCUCCACCCCCACAUCAAUGACUGGUCCCUCCUCUGACCACACAACAGGAAGUGGGUUUUAUAUGUACAUUGAGGGUGACAGUGCUGUCCAUGGUGACACGGCCCGUCUCCUCAGUGAAGAAUGUGCUGAUCCUCAACCUCAGUGUCUUCAGUUCUGGUACCACAUGUAUGGCUCCAGCUGGACCAUGGGACUGAGCGUCUACCUGCUGCAAUAUGGCAAUGUGGCCAAAGAGGUGUGGAGAAUGAGAGAAGACCAAGGAAACAUGUGGCAUCUUGCACGGGUGGACCUGAGACCAGAUGUCAAGUUCCAGGUGAUCUUUGAGGGGCGUAGAGGAAGCUCAGCCCGGUCAGAUGUUGCCAUUGAUGACGUCUCACUGCACAGAGGAGCCUGUAGCGAUUUACCAAACCAGGUGGCUCCACCUUCAAUCCCAUUGACAAAACCUGUACCCAUCCAACGUAGAGAAAUUCCAAACACUUCAGCUUCUUCUGUCAUCAACUGUGAUUUUGAAAGAGACAUCUGUGCUUGGACUCAGUUGGUGACUGAUGUUUUUGAUUGGACAAGACACAGAGGCUCCACCCCCACAUCAAUGACUGGUCCCUCCUCGGACCACACAACAGGAAGUGGGUUUUAUAUGUAUAUUGAGGGUGACAGUGCUGUCCAUGGCGACACGGCCCGUCUCCUCAGUGCAGAAUGUGCUGACCCUCAACCUCAUUGUCUUCAGUUCUGGUACCACAUGUAUGGCUCCAGCUGGACCAUGGGACUGAGCGUCUACCUGCUGCAAUAUGGCAAUGUGGCCAAAGAGGUGUGGAGAAUGAGAGAAGACCAAGGAAACAUGUGGCAUCUUGCACGGGUGGACCUAAGACCAGAUGUUAAGUUCCAGGUGAUUUUUGAGGGGCGUAGAGGAAGCUCAGCCCGGUCAGAUGUUGCCAUUGAUGACAUCUCACUGCACAGAGGAGCCUGUAGCGAGAUCAUGAUCUCAGACAUGCAUGGAAAUUCUGACAGCAUAAGCAAAAAUAACAUGAUAAAGCCAAUCGAGGAGGUGGCAAAGAAAGAGAGCUGGAAAGCAACAGAUGACAAAAUCACAACAAGACGGAGGCGGUCCCUGCUGUUUAGGGAACGUUCUUGGGCUUGAGAUGAAACGCUGCGAGGCAACCCAUUAGCUGAAAGCACCUGUCAUUUGUCAAUAUGAACCCACUCAACAUCAUAGCUCAUGAACUACUCAGACCAGUUUUAGCAAGAUAAUUUGCUGUGUAAGUGUUGUUUACCUAGGAAGUAUCUCUUAUCACCUCUAAUGUAGUCAUUUCAUAUUAUGAUUUACACAUAACACCAUUGAAAGAUAUGGCGUUUUCCUCUAAUAUCACAGUGGUUUUUCUUCCUCAAGUUCACAUGUCUCUUAGCAGAGUAAGCACAUUAUAUUAACUAUGAGAAUGUCCAUACAUCCACAGAACAUGAAUACUUAUUUUAAUUUUCAACAGUUAAUCUAUUGUUUUAUCAUUUAUAAAACUAGCUAACGUCUUUUUGCUGAAUGUAUUGUGCAUGGAUG
Sinocyclocheilus grahami is the source of this 6281-nucleotide messenger RNA. RefSeq names its product MAM and LDL-receptor class A domain-containing protein 1. Gene Ontology annotation, cellular component: membrane. Lineage: Eukaryota; Metazoa; Chordata; Actinopteri; Cypriniformes; Cyprinidae. The record is from RefSeq and is a predicted model, not a curated record. The transcript is spliced from 39 exons. The coding region runs from base 18 to 5870 and encodes 1950 amino acids.